Molecule: messenger RNA, 1125 nt
Organism: Dioszegia hungarica
Lineage: Eukaryota; Fungi; Basidiomycota; Tremellomycetes; Tremellales; Bulleribasidiaceae
Product: thioesterase-like superfamily-domain-containing protein
Exons: 4
Coding region: 1-1125 (374 amino acids)
Biological process (GO): fatty acid catabolic process; acyl-CoA metabolic process
Cellular component (GO): peroxisomal matrix
Molecular function (GO): fatty acyl-CoA hydrolase activity
Source: RefSeq, a predicted model, not a curated record
AUGCGCCCAUCCACUACCUUCACCGACUCCCUCACCGUCCUCCCCUCGACGUCCGGUCUCGCAUCCGAGCGAAAAUCCACCUUCCUUUCCCAAUCCGUUUGGAUCCCCUUUGGCGCGAGAGGGGUGUUCGGUGGGCAGGUCAUUGCCCAGGCACUCGUCUCUGCCGGUCGGACCAUCUCUCCUCCUCUCGGUCUUCACUCUCAGCACUGCUACUUCCUCCUCCCCGCCCUCUCGGACCCCGUCAUUGAAUACCACGUCGAGCGAAUCCGGGACGGAAAGAGCUAUGCCAACCGCCUGGUCAAGGCUAUCCAGAAUGGCAAGGUCAUCUUCAUCCUCGCCGCGAGCUACACGCUCCCGCCAAUCCACCUGCCCAAGCUGGAGAGCGGCUCGACACCCAUGUCGUUCCAGCCAUACAUGAAGGACGGGAACGGGAGGAAGGAGGCCGUCUCGCACUCGCUUCGGUUCGCUAUCGACUCGUCGGACAAGCCCAAGCCGGAGGAUGAUGAUCUGCCGGAUACGCGCAAUAGGUUCCAGCUGGACUUCCCGGAGGAUGUGCUCUUGCCGGAAGACUGCCCAGAGGAGGAGGAGCGGUGGGCAAAGUUUAUCGAGGAGGUGACGGAUGAGACCAACAAGCGGAAGAAGAAGAUCGUGGAGGAGUACAUACAGGAACGGCGACAAUCCCCAGUGUCGAUAUCAGCUGCCCGAUUCCGAGGGCGCGAAGUCUCGGACGGCUUCUCAUCCCGCAACGUCCGGAUGACAUGGAUAAGACCUCGGCUCCUGCCUGACGAAAAGCCAGACGGCGAGCUCAUGAAAGCGAUGAUAGCCUACAUCACCGACUUUCAGUUCAUCGGGACCGCUGCCCAGUCGGUCGGCCUCACAUGGACCUCCUCCCCUCGCCUCGGCAUGCUCGCUUCCCUGGACCACACCACACACUUCUACCCUCUGCCCGACGAUUUCAAGCCGGGAGACCCGAUGCUGCACGUCAUGGAGAGCGUGGCGGCGGAUGUAGGAGCUGGGAGGGGCUUGGUGAGAGGGACAUUGUUUGACCGGAACGGGGUCUUGUUGGCGGCGACAUUGCAGGAGGGUGUUGUCAGGGCGAAUUUUGGGCGUUCGGCUAAGCUAUGA